AUGGUAACUGAUAAACUUAUAAUAGAUUUUGAUGUUGGGUGUGAGAUAAACGCAGAAAUCGUGAGUGUUAGAAGGGACCUAAUUAUCACGCGAAGAAACAAAAUGGCGGCAACGAAGCGCUUGGUUGCGCUGUGUAUCCUCUUGCUGCACGCGGGGGCGAUGGCGCAGAGGAGACUGGGCGCCUUCCGCGAGGUCUUCGCUUGGAAGCAGAUGACCUUCGACAUCGACGGCGAUGCAAUCGUUGAAGAUCGCUAUGGAGAUACGUCAUCGAGCUCUGGAGGUCCGCUGUUCAAUUACCAAAGCUCCGGUGGGAUGUUCGACCAAGGUCCGAUGAUGAUGGGGCAGGGUUUUGAUGACGUCACGACCACAGUGAGGCCAGCCGAUGAACGUGGGAGAUUCUUCAUUCAGUAUAACAACGUUCCGAUGGGAGUGGAGCGAGUUGGUGACAGAUUACUUGUGGCCCUUCCAAGAAGACGUUAUGGUAUACCCGCAACUCUGAACUACAUCGAUCUGAACACGGAAUCCAACAAACGCUCGCCGGCGCUCAAGCCGUACCCGGAUUUCAAGCGGUCGAGGAACCUGACGUCUGUCUACCGAACCAGAGCCGACGACUGCGGUAGACUCUGGAUGGUUGACACGGGGCUACUUGAGAUACCAGGCGCUCCGCAGCAGGUGCAAACGCCGGCCAUUGUGAUAUACGACCUGAGCACCGACCAGCAGAUCCUGAGGUAUCCGUUCAAGAGCUCCGACACCCCGGCAGCGAACACGCCGACAGGUCUGGCCUCCAUAACUGUUGACACGUCGGAGGGCUGCGCCAACGCCUUCGCCUACGUACCGGACCUCACAACCUUCGGCCUCAUAGUGUUCUCCCUGCGGGAUAACGACAGCUGGCGUCUCACUCACAACUUCUUCCAUCUCUCUCCCACGGCCGGUAACCUCAGGAUCGCUGGUCAGAACUUCCAAUGGAGUGAUGGCAUCUUCAGCCUGACCCUGACGGAGGAGGGCCGCGACGGCUGCCGCACCGCCUACUUCCACCCGUUGAUCAGCAUCGAGGAGUUCUCCGUCUCCACCUGCGUGCUGAAGAACCGCACCGCCAGCCAGGACAGCAGAUUCUGGACUAUGUUCUCGAAAGUGGGCGACCGCGGCGAGGACAGCCAGUGCACCAUGCACGGCUACCACGCCGGCACCCACGUGGUGUUCUUCGCCGAGAUCGGCAGAGACUCCGUCUCCUGCUGGAACACGGGCCGAGUUCUGAGGCCGAGCAACGUGGCGAUCCUCGCUCAGGACCGGCAGGCGAUGAGCUAUCCGUCGGAUCUCCACGUGACUGGCGAUGAAGUAUGGGUGAUGGCAAACACUUUACCGAGAUUCGGUUAUUCAAGGUUGGACGUGAACGAAUACAACUUUUUCGUUUAUAGGGGUAACGUGCGGGAACUGAUCACUGGAACCGUUUGUGACAACGGAUUCAAUCGA
Messenger RNA from Iphiclides podalirius (scarce swallowtail), 1470 nucleotides. Lineage: Eukaryota; Metazoa; Arthropoda; Insecta; Lepidoptera; Papilionidae. The record is from the annotation of a GenBank genome assembly.